AUGGGAAUGUAUUACGCUCUGGCAAGUGCUGUGUUGGUGGGCCUGUUGACCGUCCAGCCCGCCACCAGUUUUCCGUUACCACAAACGCAAGGAGCGUCCGCUGGUGCGAGUGGUGCUGGAGGUCCAGCAAUGGGCUUCGGGUUUCCUGGCUUCGGUGGACCAGGUGGACCAGGAGCCGGAUUCCCAGGAGCAGGCUUUCAGUUCUUCCAGCCCCAGGCUGGCACUGGGAUGGGUUUUCCUCAGAUGCCAGGAUUCCCCAAUAUGGGAUCGUUUAACUUCAAUGUACUGCAAACACCGGGCUUUGGUUUCCCAACCACUGGAUCGCAGUCCUUUGCCGGCAGCAGUUCGUUUGGCGGCGGACCUAGUGGAGCAGAAUCGGGUAGCAAUGCUGGAGCAAGUUCACAGUCGUCACAGGGUCAUCAGCAACCGGGACAUGGUGUGAUUGGAACGGGAGGCUCCGGGUCGGCCCAAACCGAGCAGCAUCCUCAGCAGGGACACAUCGGAACGUCAAGCGGUGCAGGGAGUUCCGGCCAGGGACAACCGAGCCACGGUGCUCACGGUGGACAGAGUUCCAGUGGUGCUGGCUCACACAGUGCAGGGGGCCAUGGGCAGGGAGGAUUCACGGGCUCUAGCAGUGGUGCUCAGUCCGGUGGAUCCUCGUUCGGGCCAGAUGGACGCCAUACGGAGUUAAACUUCGGCAAUGGGCCGGGUGAUAGCUUCGGUGUGCGCAUCAGCACCGAUGAGUCAGCGGACGGGACGGUGAAGAAAACUGAAACCUCAUCAUGGGUUUGGAACUAG
This is a messenger RNA of Anopheles stephensi (Asian malaria mosquito), 798 nucleotides long. RefSeq names its product glycine-rich cell wall structural protein 2-like. The record is from RefSeq and is a predicted model, not a curated record. Lineage: Eukaryota; Metazoa; Arthropoda; Insecta; Diptera; Culicidae. The transcript has a single exon. The coding region runs from base 1 to 798 and encodes 265 amino acids.